UGUCAAAACCUUGUUGCUCCGUUUUAGAUGUGAAGAACACUAUUGUCAACGAUAGAGGUAAAAGUACAGGAAUAGUAACAGAAUGUCGAACCGACCAGUAAUACAACAGAGAGAAAGCAACAGACCAGUGGUGUCACCCAGAGAAAGCAACAGACCUGUUGUCAAAGAAGAGAACAACCGCCCUGUUAUUGGGUCCAAAAAUGACAAUAUGUUGAUGGUGGCAGCGAUCGAUUUCGGCACUACAUUUUCAGGAUAUGCUUUUUCCAUGAGGGAUAAUCCAAAGAAAAUACAAUGUCCCCACUGGAAUGCCCCGUCUACUGACCUCAUAUCCCACAAAACCCCCACCACUGUACUUCUGGACGGAAAAAAGAACUUCGUAGCCUUUGGUUACGAAGCAGAGACAAAAUACCUGGAACUUACUGAAGAAAAGAAGCAGGAAGCAAACAAUUAUUAUUACUUCAGAAGAUUCAAAAUGAUGUUGUAUGACAAAGUUAGGAAAGAGAGAUUGACUACAGAGACAAAGGUUUCAGACAUUAAAGGGAGAGAACUUCCAGCAGUUGAGGUUUUUGCUCACGCCAUUAGGUAUCUUAAGGAUCACCUGAUCAUGGAAAUAGAGUCUAAGGAUACCUCUGUCAUCGUAAAGGAAUGUAAUAUCACAUGGGUACUAACUGUCCCUGCCAUCUGGGAUGACCCAGCCAAACAGUUCAUGAGGAAAGCAGCAGAAAAAGCAGGAAUUGAAAGCAAAUCACUAGUAAUUGCGUUAGAACCAGAGGCAGCAUCUAUCUACUGUAAGGAAUUGCCAGUGGAGAAGCUCAGCGGAACAGAGAGUGGAAUUGGGGUGUUUUCUCCAGGAAAAAAAUAUCUUGUUUUGGAUGCAGGAGGAGGAACUAUUGAUAUGACUGUCCAUGAAGUGAAAUCGGGGGGUAAAUUGCACGAAUUAAGCAGAGCUAGCGGAGGAAACUGGGGUGGAGUAAAAGUGGACAUGACCUUCAAACAGAUGCUGGUAGAUAUUGUAGGAGAAGGAUUCAUGGAAAGUUAUUGCCAUUCAAAUACAGCAGAGUAUAUUGAAUUGUUCAGAGAUUUUGAAUUAAAGAAAAGACAGAAGGUGGAUGAAAAGUCCCAAACCAAGAAAAUCACGAUGAAAAUCCCAGCCACCUUUUCGGAUAAAUAUGAAGAAAUAGAAAAGAACGACAUUUCAAAGAGAACCAAAGAAACAACAUAUGGAAAAUUACUGAAAUGGGAAGGAGACAAAUUACGAAUAAAUAAGGACAUCUUUGAUGGAUUUUUCAAACCUUCUUGUGAAGGAAUUGUUAAACAUGUAAAGAAACUCUUAGCGGAUCCUAAAGUGAAAGGAACAAAUGUUAUCUUAAUGGUGGGUGGUUUUUCUGAGUCGGCAAUAGUUCAGCAAGCUGUAAAAGAUGCGUUCCCUGAUUGCCGAGUGGUGAUUCCACAUGAAGCAGGUCUUGCAGUCUUGAAAGGAGCUGUGCUGUAUGGACAUGAUCCAAGCGCUGUUGCUUCCAGAAUAGCAAAGUUCACGUAUGGGAUAGGAUGUACAGAACUUUUUGAUCCUCAAAAACACGAUCUUAAAAGAAAAAUGGUUAUUGAAGGUAAAGAAAGAUGUAGCAACAUUUUCAGUAAACAUGUUGAGGCAGGGGAUGUUUUGUACCUCAAUGAAGAGCAGGGAGAACACAAGUACUUCCCAAUAUCUGUUAACCAAAAAGCAAUAUCAUUUCCUCUGUACACCACUGAAGCUAAAAAACCUCAAUACACAGACGAACCUGGAUGCACUUAUCUCGGAACAUUAACUAUGGAUAUAUCAAACACCAAAGGGGGGUUGGAUCGAGAAUUCACAGCUCGAUUGAAAUUCGGAGGAACUGAACUAACCGUUUCUGCACGGAAUGUUCAAACCAAUGAAACUGCUCAUGCAGAUUUUGAUUUUCUUCAAGAUGAACCUUGA
Messenger RNA from Saccostrea echinata, 1957 nucleotides. RefSeq names its product heat shock 70 kDa protein 12B-like. The transcript is spliced from 4 exons. The record is from RefSeq and is a predicted model, not a curated record. Gene Ontology annotation, molecular function: ATP-dependent protein folding chaperone; ATP binding. Lineage: Eukaryota; Metazoa; Mollusca; Bivalvia; Ostreida; Ostreidae. The coding region runs from base 83 to 1957 and encodes 624 amino acids.